Molecule: messenger RNA, 1420 nt
Organism: Acipenser ruthenus (sterlet)
Lineage: Eukaryota; Metazoa; Chordata; Actinopteri; Acipenseriformes; Acipenseridae
Product: protein FAM110C-like
Exons: 1
Coding region: 246-1286 (346 amino acids)
Source: RefSeq, a predicted model, not a curated record
GCUUGCUCUGCCUUUAUUUGAGGAGGGAAGGGGAGUGGGGGCUGUUUAAACUUCAAGGUGAAUGUACUUUGAAUCAAUCUGAAAGUAUCACAGUGCUGUAAAGACAAGCAAGUGUGUGUGUUUUCAUUACUUUUCGAUGAAGAUAGAAGAUUCUGAAUAUUUAAAGACCAGCACCACGCAUUGACUUUAAGUUGCAGCUGCGUCGCUGUUCGGUUUUGCAUGGAAGCAGUGCACCUGAAAUUGACAUGCCCACUGAACUUUCUCGCUGUGUAAAAAUGGAAGACAUCAGCUCUACCUUGCCUACGAGGCUCUUGAAUAAGGGUCCAGAUUACCUACGAAAACAGAUGGAACUGGAAGGGGAGACCAGAAGAAAGCUAAGUGCAGUGGAAAGGUUGGCCGCCGACAAAGCUAAGUAUGUAAAAAGUCAACAAGUGAUCAAUUCUAAGCAGGAGCGAACGAUAACGUUGAGUUCGGCUUCAGAAAGCGACAGCAAUGGAUCCAGUUCGAUACAAAGUGCGGGACGCUGCAUUAAUAACAAUAAUACUGAACACGUGCAUAGCGGUCACAAUGCAUCCGAGACACCACCUGCAAGUUCACCUAUUGUCAGGCGCAGUAGCUCAAAAAAGCAAAGACCAGACUCACUGGUGAUGUACCGACAAAAAUGUGACAGAAAUGUAAAGGGGUCCAGUAAUUACAAUUCAAAAGGGAGUCUUGUGCGGAGACUGUUUCAAAUCUCACUCAAAGACAAAUAUGUGAAUUCACCUCAGCUACAGUCUGUGCAGAAACACACUGAAAAUAAAUUCACUGGACCAGAGGAUAAGUCACAGCUGGAAUGUGAAACAAAUACACGAAUCGACACUACCUGUGUCGACAACCAUAAACCAGUGUCGGCUAUUGCCAGGGUGAAGGACACAAGCAGAAAGGGACUUUUUCGAUCACAUUCUGAUAUAAGCUCUAGAUAUUCAAAAUCUUUUGCCGACUUUGAAUGUUUCUUUAAGUACUGCGGGCUGGACACUGAUGUGAUUGAAACAUUAGGAAAAGAAAACUUUUCAGCUGUUUCAGACAGCGUUUCUUUAAAAACCAGCAGCGUGAGUGUGGCAGCAUCAGAAGAAGGGUUUUCAAGACACAGUGGAGACAGUGACGGACUUUUAGAAGAAGAGCUUAACGAGAAAAGGGAUCCCACAACAGGAUCCUCGGUGAUAGAGCGCAAUGCCAGAAUCAUUAAAUGGCUGUACAGUUGUAAGAACGCCAAAGAAUCCGGCAAAGUAUUACGAGAACUUGAAUAAAAUGUUACACUGUUGUUACAUUGUUCGUACUUAAUAGUGUUUUGUGCUUUUAGAUUUAUAUGCUGCGCAUAAUAUUUAUUUAUAGUUUUCUGCGAAUGUAAUUUACUAAUCUAUUUUUGUGUGUAAUAUAUAUA